This is a messenger RNA of Eufriesea mexicana, 879 nucleotides long. RefSeq lists its product as uncharacterized. The record is from RefSeq and is a predicted model, not a curated record. Gene Ontology annotation, molecular function: protein binding. Bases 1 to 879 code for a protein of 292 amino acids. The transcript is spliced from 6 exons. Lineage: Eukaryota; Metazoa; Arthropoda; Insecta; Hymenoptera; Apidae. Gene Ontology annotation, biological process: regulation of apoptotic process.
AUGAACUUAAGAAGCGUAUUAAAAAAGGCACUGUUUCUUCUUUUGCUCUAUCUUGCACCUUCUUUCUAUCAGAUCAUUGCCGAGGUUGACGUACCAGAACUCCAAUUGUUAGCGUCGAAUUUGAAGCCCGAAGAGUGUGUGAAGCUUGUUUUCCUAGAUUCCCAGACUCCACUAUCGAAAGCGCAAAUACAAAAGUUAGCUCGAGAGCAAAGCUGUUUCCGAAGACUCGUGAAAUGGAUUUGCCAAUUAAGAACCGUCACGAGGAACACGUAUCCGAUCUUGAACAAUCUUCUUGAACGCAUUGGAAGAAAAGAUUUGAUCGCGUGCCUUGCAGAGUUCGGUACAAAAUCCUCGAAGUCGCCAAAAGUAAUUCGCGACGUUCAAGCGGCUGAGGAUUCAGACGACUACGAAGGAGUCGUGGCGACGGCGCCUCCGAAACCGGAAGAGAAAGAUAGUAAAACGUACAGUAAAACGCAAAAUCAAUCCUCGGACAAAGUGAUCGAGAAAAUCAGACACACUGCUGUCAACGUAUCGGUGCAAACCGCAGGGAUCGUUAUCGUUUUGGUCAUACUUUUAACUUGUUGCUGUACUCUGUUUAUAAGGAGCAAAAUGGCGAAUCUGUUGAACAGAAUACGAGGGAAGAAAAAGAAAGGUAAAUUAAUCGCAAUCGGAGAAGAAGGAGAUGACGUAUCUAAGAGCUACCUCAUUCGAAAGCCACGAGUGAAAAGAAAAAGGGCACCAUCGUACGAAAUGGUGCACACAGCCACGCAAAACACAGUGGUUCCAGUGCCGAAGGAACCGGAAGAACCGCCAGUCACAGGUUGCUACAAAUGUUACAAGAAGAAACGGAAGAAACGCGCCAAACAACCACACAGAUGA